Molecule: messenger RNA, 201 nt
Organism: Ilex paraguariensis (yerba mate)
Lineage: Eukaryota; Viridiplantae; Streptophyta; Magnoliopsida; Aquifoliales; Aquifoliaceae
Source: the annotation of a GenBank genome assembly
GUCUCCAGAGUCUUUGAUGAUAUUAAAUCCGAAUCAGGUCACUUUUUGGUGCCUGACCCAAUUGAACUUACUAUAGCAGCGAUUACGGGCUGUCUCAAGACAAACCCAUCUGGUCCAAGAGAUUUGCGGGAUGACAUCAGAGAGGGUGAAGAAGCAUCAUAUGGGUUUGUGGUUAACACUUUCCAGGAGUUAGAGACAUAG